Messenger RNA from Mycena indigotica, 969 nucleotides. Its product is annotated as C2h2 conidiation transcription factor. Gene Ontology annotation, biological process: regulation of transcription by RNA polymerase II. NCBI's taxonomy places the organism in Eukaryota, Fungi, Basidiomycota, Agaricomycetes, Agaricales, Mycenaceae. The record is from RefSeq and is a predicted model, not a curated record. Bases 1 to 969 code for a protein of 322 amino acids. Gene Ontology annotation, molecular function: RNA polymerase II cis-regulatory region sequence-specific DNA binding; DNA-binding transcription factor activity, RNA polymerase II-specific. Gene Ontology annotation, cellular component: PcG protein complex; transcription regulator complex. The transcript is spliced from 2 exons.
AUGGCCUCAGUGACCAACGAUCGUCGACCAGACACUCAUACCUUCCUGCCACACAUACAUGAAAUACUCCCAGAACACUUCGCUCCCCGUCCUUCCCUGUCCACGACGUCUCUCUCCAUGAAGCAGGUUUCAAGAAAUCUGCAUCGCUCCCCGCCAUCCCUGUGGCCCAAUACUCUCAAUGUUGACUCGACGCCAUUCGACAGCCCCCGCGCCAUAUUAUCCAGGCCACAUUCUGUGGCGUUGCCAUUUAUUUCAUCCCCGUCAGGCUCUGAACGGCAAUCUUCUCCAGAACCCGGGCUUAGGGGAACCUCGCCAGCUCCGUCGACUCUUGAUUGCUCCUCCCGCGGCUCGUCGGCAUCUCGUUCACCCUCACUGUCUCCUUCCCAACCCACCAUCCGAACCAUCGUAAUAUCCGAGGCGAUAUCACUGCCAGUGGGGGUUGUCGAAACGGACGACGUUGACGAUAGCGAAGAUGAGUCUGACUACCACGAUUUCCCGCAAACAUCGAAAGCCAAGAGAAAGAGGAGCCAUCCGAAAAUCCACGUCUGCACCGUCUGCCGUCGACGGUUCAACCGACCGAGUAGUCUCCGCAUACAUGGGAAUACCCAUUCCGGCGAGAUGCCGUUCACUUGUCCUCAUCCCGGCUGCGGACGCGCAUUCAACGUGAAGUCUAAUAUGCGACGACACUUCCGAAAUCACGCAUCUGCGGAUCUUUCGGGAACCCUCUUGGUAUUCCACAACUCCACAGUGGUGGACAAUUCGAUCUCCACCACCGUCGGCGUGCUUCCGUAUGUGGACGCUGCGCUCGCUGCUGCCAGCACUGGCCAUUUACCCACUUGCAGCAGCAGUCGCCACAUCCCCCCUGUAAAGCAUCCCUUCACCUCAGUGGAACCGCCGUCGUUACGACUUCGUCCCGCUUGGCCGAUCCCGGAACACAUCGAACGCCCAACAAAAAAAUUUCACUCGUGA